AUGACUAGUAUGCAUCCGUGUUUGAAUAACAAACCUGUCAGGAUUGCUAUCCUUGGUGGUGAGAGGGCGGGAAAAACCUCCAUGAUAUACCGGGCAACAACAGGGAGGAGUUCCGAGACGUACUACCCUACUACAACAAAUAGACCGACCCUCUUCGAGUUCUACCCGCGCUCCCAGAAAUCCAGAGUGUUGCUAGACACCGAUGCCAAUCUACAUGACCUGCAACCGCUUUUAGAAGACAACACAAUGGUUUUGCCUGUUUCAAUUUUGAAGGCUGACAGUGGAAAUGACAAAACUUCUUCCACCAGUCCCAGAUCCGCGCAUAUACCUGUGAACGACAAUUCGACUCAGGCACCCCAUAAGUCGACAAAACAACAGAGCAAGCUGAAGAAUAGUAUAUACGCCAUACGACACACUCAAGGUGAAUCAUCCCGGGAGAUUACUCCUAUUUUGUUGGAGUUAAUUGACACUUCCCCUGCAAAGCAAGAGCAAUUAAUACCUUUUAUCGAGGCCAGUCUUGACAUCAAGCUGUCUCCUGACAUUCUGCAUAAUUUGGCCACCGAUAUGCGGAGAGAGCAUUCCGUCAAGCCUUUAAUUGUCGGAUCUGGUGCUGGCGAUCUAAAUGGUGCCGUUGAUGGCUACUUCUUAGUUUAUUCCAGUGUUCCCAACAUACUGCCUCCCUCGUAUGAAGUCUCUCCGACAUCCACAACGAGAGCUGAUGGCAAGCGCAAUUCUGACGUGAGUUUUCUAGAAAGUGUGGACGUCAGAAGUGCCAACUCAAAUCCCGUUGAACUGAUCAAGAUGAUAAAAAUUUGCGUGGGAGAAGCAUGGAGAGAGUUUAAGAGGUACAAGAGCGCGUGGGAUUUGGGCAAAGAGGGUGAUAUAUACUCCUUGAGCUACAGCGUCAAGACCUUGUGGAAGAGAAAUAAGAAGAAGCAAGAAUCAUCGAUCCCAGAAGAAGUUCCAAGCGAAAACAUGUUUGACAGAGAGUUGAAAGAUAGGGACCUACCCCCAAUGUGCAUUAUAUGUACCCAUUCCGAUUCCGACAUGAAGAGUCCAAAACUGAUCUCGAGAGGCAAGCAGCUUGCAAAGAUGUGGGACUGUGGAUUUGUCGAGGUGAGCGGGUCUAACGGCGAGAACAUUGAAGAGGCCAUCAGCAUGGUGAUAAGAGAUAUAGUUGAACGCCAGAGGAAGGCAUGA
Kuraishia capsulata CBS 1993 is the source of this 1200-nucleotide messenger RNA. RefSeq lists its product as uncharacterized. The coding region runs from base 1 to 1200 and encodes 399 amino acids. Lineage: Eukaryota; Fungi; Ascomycota; Pichiomycetes; Pichiales; Pichiaceae. The transcript has a single exon. The record is from RefSeq and is a predicted model, not a curated record.